This is a messenger RNA of Megalobrama amblycephala (Wuchang bream), 2217 nucleotides long. It is a transcript of the gene impdh2, whose product is annotated as IMP (inosine 5'-monophosphate) dehydrogenase 2. The record is from RefSeq and is a predicted model, not a curated record. Gene Ontology annotation, molecular function: IMP dehydrogenase activity. Gene Ontology annotation, biological process: GTP biosynthetic process. Lineage: Eukaryota; Metazoa; Chordata; Actinopteri; Cypriniformes; Xenocyprididae. Gene Ontology annotation, cellular component: cytoplasm.
UUAUAUCUGCGGAAGACGAAGACGUCCUCCACACAGACACGUGUGAUGCUUGUGUGCACCACGGAGCAGCGUCAGUCCCAAAAACAAGAGCACGUUGGGUUUUAUUUGAUUCAGACCUGUCUCUUUAUAUAAACUUGAGCUUUUUGCGACAUUUAAUGACAUUAGGCGCUUUGAAGACUGUGUCGGGUUGAAGCUCAGAGAGGAGCAGAACUCACCGGCUCACUGUCUUGAAAAACUCUAGCGAGAAUUUGGACUUUGACGCUUUUCAUGCACUAUGGCGGACUAUUUAAUCAGCGGACAGACGUGCUAUGUGCCUGACGACGGUCUAACUGGACAGCAGCUCUUCAACUGCGGAGACGGCCUUACUUACAAUGACUUCCUGAUUCUGCCAGGGUACAUUGACUUCACAGCUGACCAGGUGGACCUGACAUCAGCGCUGACCAAACAGAUUACAAUGAAAACCCCACUGGUCUCUUCGCCUAUGGACACCGUCACAGAGUGUGGCAUGGCCAUCGCUAUGGCGCUGACUGGUGGGAUUGGCUUCAUUCAUCAUAACUGCACUCCAGAGUUCCAGGCUAAUGAAGUCCGCAAGGUCAAGUACAUCGGGCAGGACAUCCAAACACUCACCUAUCAUUCAUCGACCUCAAAUAUGGCUUAUCAUCUCGAACAUAGGUACGAACAGGGUUUCAUUACAGACCCAGUGGUGAUGAGUCCUAAUGAGCGGGUAAGAGACGUCUUUCAGGCUAAAGCUCGGCACGGAUUCUGUGGGAUUCCAAUCACUGACAAUGGACAGAUGGGCGGACGUCUGGUCGGCAUCAUUUCAUCACGAGAUAUCGACUUCCUCAAAGAGUCGGAACAUGAUCUGCCCCUCAGUGAGGUGAUGACUAAGCGGGAGGAUCUGGUUGUAGCUCCAGCAGGAGUGACACUAAAAGAGGCCAAUGAAAUUCUCCAGAGGAGCAAGAAAGGCAAGCUUCCUAUAGUAAAUGAAGGCUGUUUGGUGGCCAUUAUCGCUCGGACGGACCUGAAGAAGAACAGAGAUUUCCCGCUGGCCUCGAAGGAUUCUCGUAAACAGCUGCUUUGUGGUGCUGCUAUCGGAACACACAAUGACGACAAAUACAGACUCGACCUGCUAGUUCAGGCUGGCGUAGAUGUGGUCGUCCUGGACUCUUCCCAAGGAAAUUCCAUCUUUCAGAUUAAUAUGAUUAAGUACAUAAAAGAGAAAUAUCCCAGCCUACAAGUCAUUGGAGGCAAUGUGGUGACUGCGGCUCAGGCGAAGAACUUGAUUGACGCUGGAGCGGAUGCUCUGAGAGUGGGAAUGGGCAGCGGCUCCAUCUGCAUCACACAAGAAGUGCUGGCAUGCGGGAGGCCACAGGCAACAGCCGUGUAUAAGGUAUCGGAAUAUGCUCGGCGGUUUGGUGUGCCCGUCAUUGCUGAUGGAGGGAUUCAGACAGUCGGUCACAUUGCUAAAGCACUUGCAUUAGGAGCAUCUACAGUAAUGAUGGGGUCAUUGCUCGCUGCCACCUCUGAAGCUCCUGGUGAAUAUUUCUUCUCGGAUGGGAUCCGUCUGAAGAAGUACAGAGGGAUGGGCUCACUGGAUGCCAUGGACAAGAACCUGGGCUCACAGAGCAGAUACUUCAGUGAGAGUGAUAAGAUUAAAGUAGCUCAGGGAGUUUCAGGGGCAGUUCAGGAUAAAGGCACCAUCCAUAAGUUUGUUCCAUAUCUCCUCGUUGGCAUACAGCAUUCCUGCCAAGACAUCGGUGCAAAGAGCCUCACACAGCUGAGGGCAAUGAUGUAUUCUGGUGAACUAAGGUUUGAAAAGAGGACAAUGUCUGCUCAAAUGGAGGGUGGGGUGCACAGCCUACACAGCUAUGAGAAGCGCCUGUUUUAAAGACACUACAGAUGCCAGUACAUGCACAGCCAAAUGCACAUAAACCCCCAUAAAUGGACUUCCACACGUGCCUUUGCACAUUCAGGCACCCAAACACACUGAGAACCUCAGCUUCCUCUUUCUCGUCUUCCCAGCCGCCUUUCCUCUUAGCGAGGAGAGAACCCUUGUGUGAAUGUCUGCGAGCAUACGCCAGUGUGCGUGAACGUGUGGUAAUGGGGAGCUCAUGCCAUCUGUUGUAUGUAUCAGAUGCCUUACAUGUCAAAAAUUGUUUUUGAUUUUUGAUCAUUUGACAAGUUUUGUUUAAAAAAAAAUACAUUUUUUGCCACAGA